AUGCUGGGGUCCCUGCACAGUGACUCGGCAGCAGUUUUGGGGUUGAAAGCAGGAUUUCCCAGUGCUGGAAAUCUGGCCCGGGCCUCUGAUCCCCAAGUCCUCUCAGCCUUGAAGUCUGCUCCAGACUUCGCUGGUUUUAGGAACCCUGUGCGCCAGCCCCGCGCUAGCUCCUGGGACAGAGGCCUUGCUAAUGUACGCAGAACCAGCUCCCAACUCCAAAGCGGCUGCUCGGGCACCAGCAGGGCUCAGCCAAGUCUUUCAGGGCGGCUUCCUGGUCCCCAGCGACGAUCGAUCUUGCGCCCCGAUCCGGGCCGAAGACCCCAGGGCGCAACCCGCAGACCCGGCAGUCGCGGAGACCCACCGCACGCACCGCAUCCGGCCAGGUCGCGGCCGCCCGGGGAAGCAGGCGGCGUCCUCGGGACGGCAGGGGGCGGGGAGGAAGCAACGCGGAGCCCGGCCGGCUCCCCAGCGCGCAGUCCCGGCGGCUCCCGCUUGGCGCAGCCCUGGAGGCGGCGCGUGGGCGCAAGCACCGCGCUCCCCGGAUCCCCGCGGCGGCCACUUGUUUGUGCGCAACCCCGAUACCCGCCCAGGGCGGCCGGCAGGCCCGGCGCGUCCCCCACCCCCACGCCAGAAGUUUCUCCCGAGCCCACGGGCGGCACCAGGCUUCCCUCCCGAAGUUGGGAACGGCCGGAGCCGAGCGCGCACGACACCCGGGGAAGGGACGACCGGGGCGGGGACGCUUUGGCGGAGGCGCCCGAAGUGAAAAGGAAAGAAACCGCCCGGGUCUUCGGAAGGGACCCGCGCGUGCCGCGAUCUCCGCCUCCCACCCGCGAUCGCGGCCGCCGCCAGGGGCGCGCGGGGGCUCAGGGCCUCCCGGGAGGGGCGUGGCGCGCGCGGGUGCCCGGGGCCCCGGUGUGGGGACCCCGGGGCGUGGGAGCCUCGGGGACCUCCCGACCCCCUGCUGCCAGCUCCCAGCCGCCCGCGCACUCACUCACCUGGCGCGGGGCGCGAGUCGUGGGGUCGCCGCUGCUGUCUCCGCGGGCUGGGCCUCUCCGGAUCCGAUCCUCUCAGCCCGCCCGACCCGACCCGAUCCGAGCCGAUCCUCUGGCCCCGCCCCGUCGGCCCCGCCCCGGCCCCGCCCCCAGGGCCCGAGGCGCGGCGUUCAAGGCCCCGGCCCGCGCCCGACCCUACCCCGGCGGCCCGGACGCGCCGCGCUAGGCCCCGCCCACGUCAGGCUCAGCUCCAGAGAUUUCCCAGGAAUACAGUCCGGGGCCUCUGAAAGCGCCCUGAGCCACAAGUGUGCCCGCGAGUGAGUAUAGUUGGGCUUCCUGCCGCUCUGCCCCCCGCGGGAAUUGGGGUUUCGCGAGGCCCAGAACUUGGCCGAUACCCAGGAAUUAAUUGGAUUUGCUUGGUCGUUUCUGGAUGGAUUUGGGGUUGGGAUGGAAGAGCAGCUUUUACUUCCAAGCUUCUUACUAUUCAUAAGUCAUUCAACAAACGGUAUUGAGCACCUGCUUUGGAGCCAGCGUGGAAGUAAAGGUGACGGGGACACCCGAGCCCACGGGAGGAGACUGUGGAGAGAGGCUCUCUAGAAGCUCUAGAAAGAGCACAGCAAGUGGAGGAACAGAAAUCUCACUGCUCCACACACUUCCGGACUGUGCCAAGCAUCAGCUUUCUGCCAGAGAGCCGGUGCUAACAGCUUUAGGAGAAAAACUUGGCUGAGGAGUCGGGGGCUGCACCCCACCUAUGCCAGCGGCAGAGCCUGAUCCUGAACCGGCGCACUGAGCUGCCGAGUGGGGCCGCUGCCAGGGCCUGCACAGUAUGGGCAGUGAUGCAGUGACGGCCGCUGCCCACAGCUGAAGAGUGGCCCAGGGAAACUCUUAACGGCCGAGUGGCUCUGGUGGGGACCGUGGGAAACAGGGUCGUCUCUCUCGAACAUCCCUGUGGUUUAUUUGGUUUAUUUGAUUUUUCUCGUGGACCGUUUCCAGGGAUCUUGGAUGAAAAUCCUGGCCUAUGGCAAGUUGAGGUAAGAGACAGCUGGUCCGCUCCACUGUAUCUCUAGACCGUACAUUCAGAAUCUUCGGGGUCAACCAACAGCAGGUGGAAACCGGUUUUGAAAAACAGAGGUGGGCACGGAACAAGUAUGAAUGUUUUACCGUCAUCAGUUUAGCAGGUCCCAUGCACCACAUCAGCCAGAAGAGUCACCUUCUCAGGAGGGAGGGUGUGUGCAGACCCAGGGGAAGGCGGGGUCCUGUAGACUCCGCCCCACCUCCCAGGGCAGGGCAGUUCAGAGCCCAGGACUAGAUGGCCACCGAGGACUCUGCACCCGGCAGCUGGAAAGGAUGGAGCCACACAGAAUAACAAGAGCUAACAUUUAACCAGAGCUUCCUGCGGGGCAGAUGUUGCUGCAGGCGCUCUGCAUGUGUGAGCCUCCUGUCUUCCCGGAGAUCAGGCCGCGGGCCUCACUGGAGCAUAGGGAAGAGAAGCCCAUGCCGAGAGUGACAGAGCCAGGAUUUCACGCCCAGAUCCUCGUGCUUCCUGAGGUCCAGGACUCGUCCUCCACCUCCCAAUGGCCACACCUCCUGCCUUUUGCUGUUGUUUUUUCCCCCCUUUUUGGUGGAUUUGCUUCUGUCUCUUCUUGUGGUAGUUACGUCACCCCUGGGGUCAGGGACUCUGCUGCUGAGCAUUGGUCUCUUGUGCAAGGACUGGCCUGGCUCUGUUAGUUGCUGGCACCUUGGCCACAUCCCCUGGAACCCUGUCACCAGUUGGGGUACCAGGUUCCAGAUGUGCCUGCUGCCUGUCACACCUGUGUGUCCCAGAGUGCCACCUUCAGCUGCAGGAAGUGUGAGGACAGCUGGAGGCUCUGUGUCCUCCGGCCUUCCACCUAGGUUUCAGGUGACAGGUGAGCAUGCAGGUGACAAGCAGGUGACAUUAUUCCAGCUUCUUUGCCCCAGCUCAGGACUCUGCGCUGACCACAGGGCUUCUCACAUGGACGGGCCAAACUCCUGCCUUCUUCUCGGGCCUUGGCUUGACCUCUCUUGCUUUCCAGUCCCACUUCCCAUGUCCCUGUCCUUUCUUCCUGGGACCUGCAGCCUGAUGUGUGAGGCCCAGUACAGAGUGAAUGGUCAUAAAUUAUUGGAGAAUUUUGAAGUGGCUGGCCCAAGAAUUCCACCUGCCUGGAAUACGUGGGCCUGCCGCUGGGUGUCUUCUCUGGGCUCGGGCUGAUGUAAUGCUGAUUCAAGUGGAAACCAGCCGGGCAGGCCACAUGGAGAUGCACCCUGUGCCUUGGUGGGCCGCCCGCAGGAUGGUGUCAGGUCCAGCUGCACAGAAUGAGCAUUAGCGGCACAGGAGGCCCGGUGUUGCAGACUGAGUUGGUUAGAAAUAUUAUAGGCAGUGAGACAGGGCUGGGUCCUCAAAGGAGCCAGAGCAGAUACCUUAGGACUGUGGGGGAGACAGACACCUCCUGCUGUGGGCUAGGCCUCAAGACAAAGGAUCAAACAAAUGCAUCCACAGCCUAAAGCCUGAUAUUCUAAUUAGUUCCCUAUUACCCUGAGAAAGUAAUCCCAUCCCACUAGGGGAAAAGUUACAGCUCUAAGAAUGCCGCUCCGUAUGUAACUUGCUUUCCCAUUUGUCCCCAACUUAAUUUUACCUGAACUACUAAUCUUAUUGGCUAACUAUAGUUCUGUCCCACCUUAUGCCCAUCUGCCUUGUGAGCUCCCACUUUUCCCCACCUUGAACUCAUCUCACCUCAUGGUUUUACUCUAUAAAAUCCCUGGAAAAGACAGUCUUGCCCAACCCGCUCAGGACCCCUUCUGUCUCUCUCAGACAGAAGCUUUCUUUCUCUCAAUAAAUAUAUUCUACUGUUUAA
Molecule: messenger RNA, 3865 nt
Organism: Cavia porcellus (domestic guinea pig)
Lineage: Eukaryota; Metazoa; Chordata; Mammalia; Rodentia; Caviidae
Product: basic proline-rich protein-like
Exons: 2
Coding region: 1-1218 (405 amino acids)
Source: RefSeq, a predicted model, not a curated record